AUGUCUAAUACUCUCGCUGUCUUUGGCGCAACUGGCGUCCAGGGUGGUUCCCUCAUCAACUAUGUGCUCAACGACCCCGAGCUAUCCCAGAAAUACCGGAUCCGUGCCAUUACUCGUGAUGUCGACUCGGAAAAGGCCAAACAGCUCAAGGAAAAGACCGAGGUCGUCCAGGCCGAUAUAUCCGACGAGGCCUCACUGGAAGCGGCCCUGGAAGGCGUCCACACUGUUUUUGCUGUAACAGUACCUUCCUUUGGCCCCGACGGCCUGGAGAUCGAAUAUAACAAUGGAAAGACAAUCGCGGACGUUGCUGUGCAGAAAGGCUCCAAAUAUAUUAUCUUCAGCACGCUGCCAGCAGUCAGUGAGAUAUCGGGUGGCAAAUAUCCCCAUGUUACCAUGUUCGACGCCAAGGCAAAGAUUGAGCACUAUAUUCGAGGUCUCCCCAUAAAGAGCGCAUUCGUGUCAUUGGGAUUUUUCAUGCAGAAUUUACACACUCAACCAUUUCUGGCCCCUCAGCCGGCUCCGGAUGGCACCUGGGUUCUGUCUCGCCACAUCUCUCCUAAGAAUCAAAUACCUUAUAUCGACGCGGUUAAGGAUACAGGAACAAUCAUUGGCGCCAUCCUUGCCGAGCCUGACAAGUACGAAGGGAAGACAUUCUGUGCAGCCGAAAAAAUGUACAGCCUGGAAGAGAUAGUGGCCCUCAUGUCCAAGGCCUCGGGAAAGACAAUCGUGUACAAGCAGGUCUCACUUGACGAGUUCAAGAAUAGCAUGCCAUUCGCACCUGAUGUCUUCGCUGAUGGUUUCAGCUUUCAAGAAGAGUUUGGGGGUUACUGGGGCCCCGGUUCCGGCGAUUUAGCUACUUGGGCAGCUGAAAAUGCCCGAGGCAGACUCUCCACACUUGAAGAAUAUUUAGAGGCGCACCCUCUUCAGCUUUCAUAG
Messenger RNA from Talaromyces rugulosus, 936 nucleotides. RefSeq lists its product as uncharacterized. The transcript has a single exon. Bases 1 to 936 code for a protein of 311 amino acids. The record is from RefSeq and is a predicted model, not a curated record. NCBI's taxonomy places the organism in Eukaryota, Fungi, Ascomycota, Eurotiomycetes, Eurotiales, Trichocomaceae.